Molecule: messenger RNA, 1832 nt
Organism: Cherax quadricarinatus
Lineage: Eukaryota; Metazoa; Arthropoda; Malacostraca; Decapoda; Parastacidae
Product: microfibril-associated glycoprotein 4-like
Source: RefSeq, a predicted model, not a curated record
CCAUGUACCAAACGAUCCGGUGCAGCAGUAUAAAAUCCAACUCGGUACAGUCUGCCACGCUAGUCUGUAUAUAAUACCAGACUUUCACUGCCAGAGUCACCUGCAGCUUUCAUUAUCACAUUCGCUCAAGGAAGCAACACUUCUUAAAACUAGUUGACUUUAUAAGCCAGGAGAGUGAGAUGAGGGCGGUGUGGGCGUGCUUGUGGGUGGGUGUGAUGGCUGUCGUCAUCACUACCGUCAGCUCAGACGACAAUCGGGAGGUAGCGGUGAGCACUGGCAAAGCUGGCAAACAACUUCCCUACGACGAAGGAUCAUUUGAAGACACAACGGAGAGUCCACCAGACACUGGUGACCGGCCCACGGACUGUGCCGACAUCUUGAUUAAAGGCCAGAGGGCAUCGAGUGGCGUCUACCAGAUCUACCCCUUCUCGUGCGAGUGUGCCAGGCCAGUGUCAGUGUUUUGUGACAUGGAAACGGACGGUGGUGGAUGGACCGUUUUCUUGAAACGCGAAAACCAAAGUCAGCUAGAGAACUUCAACCAAAGCCUACAAGAGAGGUUUAACAGGUCGUGGACAGAGUACAAGGAUGGUUUUGGCUCACCUUCUCAAGAAUACUGGCUAGGCAAUGAAAUGUUGCACAAAAUGACUGUCAGCCGAGAAUAUGCAGUUCGUCUUGACCUGGAGUACAAGAACGGCGCCAUUCACUACUACACACGUUCCUCCUUCAAAGUUAACAGUGAAGCCACCAGCUAUACGAUGACAUACAGCGGCACGUCAGCAGGGAGCGUCUCGGCGAACUGCAUGACCACCUACAACUCUCGCCCCUUCACUACAUACGACCGUGAUAACGACGCAGCGACUGGGAACUGCGCCGAUUCAAGGGGUGGUGGGUGGUGGUACUACAACUGUCGCUACAACAACCCAACCUCCGUAUACAAAGCAGGACUCAAUUAUACCUGCUACUCAAACGUUGUAGUGGAGGUUGUCAAACUCCAGAUGAAGAUCCGACCGGUACUGUGCGACGCUACUACCAAGAAAGUCUUCCUAAACACCCCGCAAUGUGGCAGCUGUGGUUCCUCUGAUUAAUUCAUAACGCAGGAUGCUGUGGUACUUGUAGUUACGUUACUCUGUAAUACAGGACUCUUUAGCACGUGUAGUUACGUUACUCAACACAGGACUCUUUAGCACUUGUAGUUACGUUACUCUGUAACACAGGACUCUUUAGCACGUGCAAUUACAUUACUCUGUAACACAGGACUCUCUAGCACAUGUAAUUUCGUUAAUCCAUAACAUCAGGCACUGUGGUAGUUUGGCUUAUGUAUAACACCUGACUUUGUGCCUCUUGCAGUUAAUUAGGUUAAUUUGUAACAUCAUACGCUGUGGCAGUUGUGGUAGUAAUCUGUAACACAGGAUUCUUUGACCACAACAAGACAGUGGCCACAAAAAUUGACAGUGACCACAAGGCUCUAGCUACAAGAAUUGACAUUGGCCACAACAGCAACCUACAUUGGCCACAAUAACCGACAGUGGCCACAACAACCGACCGUGGUCUCAACAACCGAUAGUGGCCACAGCAACAACCGACAGUGGCCACAACACCAGUGACAACAACAGACAGUGGCCACAACAACAGACACUGGCCACAAAAAUUGACAGUGACCACAAGGCACUGGCCACAAGCAUUGACAUUGUCCACAACAACCUACAGUGGCCCCAACAACAGCCGACAGUGGCCACAACAACAACAGACAGUGGCCACAACAACAACAGACAGUGGCCACAACAACAGCCGACAGUGGCCACAACAACAACAGACAGUGGCCACAACAACAA